Molecule: messenger RNA, 1638 nt
Organism: Prunus mume (Japanese apricot)
Lineage: Eukaryota; Viridiplantae; Streptophyta; Magnoliopsida; Rosales; Rosaceae
Product: F-box/RNI-like superfamily protein
Molecular function (GO): protein binding
Source: RefSeq, a predicted model, not a curated record
CUCUCUCUCUCUCUCUUUCUGUUGAGUCUGUAUAUAUAAUUGUUGGUUGUUAGGGAGAGAGUGAGCCAGGGAGCCGGAGCCUCUCUCAGAUCCAUUCUUCUUUAUUCCACAUUCAAAUUUUGAUAUAAUGGACUCUCUCCCUGAUGCUAUUGUUCAAUACAUAUUGUCGCAUAUGAAUAAUGCCCGAGACGUUGCAAGUUGUAAUUGUGUAUCCAAACGAUGGAAGGACUCAAUCCCUUAUAUAAGGAGCCUUUACUUCCCCAGAAACUCCUUUGAUAACCAUUUAGGCAGAGACAGCCCUGAUGACAUUGUAUUGAAGAUGAUUUCUCUGAUUGAAAAAUUAGAAAAUCUGGUUGUGUAUAGCCCAUUCUCAGCUGCUGGCCUUGCUUCGUGGUUAAUGCUCAUAGGUCCUUCUCUUAGGUAUCUUGAGCUCCGAAUGGACAAUCUUGCUGAACAGCAGGCCUGUCAUGAAAUCCCUUCAAAAUUGGAUUGCUUAAUGGCUGCAGAAAAUUUAGAGUCUUUAAAACUUUGGGGAGUCUUAAUGACCCGCUCCCCCAAUUGGGAUGUCUUCCAGAAACUCAGUAACCUUGAAAUUGUUGGUGCAAGAUUGGAGGAUCCUGCGUUAUCAACUGUGCUUCAGGCUUGUCCUAAUCUGACCAACUUGUUGCUGCUUGGUUGUGAAGGAGUGAGAUCGGUUUCGAUCGAGUUGCCAUAUCUGGAGCAGUGCAAGUUGGACUUUUAUGGCCUGGGAAACUGCUCAUUUUCUAUGGAGUGCCCAAAAAUUAAAGUGCUUGAGGUGCAAGGUUGCAGUUGGAUUCGGGUUCGUGAGGCAAAGUAUUUGAGGAAUCUUUCAAUUGCCAAUAAUGCAGGGAGAGUCUACAUGGUUGAUUUUGAAAAACUUGGGGCUCUGGAGUUCUUAUCCAUUAGGGGUGUCCAGUGGUGUUGGGACGCAAUAAGCAAUAUGCUUCAAUGGGCAAGUGAAGUGAAGCACCUAUUUAUGAAGGUGGAAUUCACAGGGGAUUUUGAGACCCUUCAACCUUUUCCAGAGGUUGACUUCGUUGAUUUUUUCAAUAACCAUCCCAAGCUGCAAAAGUUUGAUAUCCAUGGAGCCAUGUUUGCUGCUCUUUGUCAGAAGAACAGUCUGAAAAAUGUUGAUUCAGGAUUUGCAAUUCCUUGUCUGGAAGAAGUGGUGAUCACAGUGAGAUCACCACUGAAUGCUGAACAGAAAAUGAGCACUCUUGAGUCCUUGUUGAAAUAUGGGAAGAAUCUAAAGGCAAUUGUAAUAAAGAUUCUUCAGAUGAAGAGCAGUCAUAGCAGUGCAGAUGAUUUCUUCGAUGAGAUUUGCAGGUUUAGAUACAUGAACCGCAAGAUAGUUAGAAUAGAAUAAAGCUCGCUCGGGGACUUCCUGAUUUUUCCUUCUUUACUCACUUCAUUCCUUUAAUUCUCUGAUUACAGCAUGACUGCUAAUUUGAUUGAACUAUGAUCAUUCUUAAUGGUUUCAAAAUUGAGUUUGUUAGCUUUAAUUUACAUCGCCGAGUAUGUUCUAUGUUUUUGCAAUAUUUUCACCUAAGUUAUGGAUGUAACUGUUGUCUGUUGAGAAAGUUGAAUGCAGCUAAUCCUUACCUAAUAAAAGUGAAC